AGUCACGUGGUUGACGUGGUGGUGACAUUAGAAACGUUGAACGUUGUCACGCCGCGACGUCGCUACUGGUGAAAGUGCUGCAGGCAUGGACGUGAUUAUGAGGCUAUAGAUAUCAUAGGGGUUAUCGACAGCCAGUUCCAAGACGACUAUAAAGUCGAUAAAGUGUCGUUUUUCCAUUCUUUAUCAGUUGGUGCAGACAGCCGCACGUCGUGAACACAGUGGUCGUGAACAUGCUGCUCAACACGGCUUGUCGUCUUCUUCGGAGAUCCGUGAGAAAAGUGGCCACGCUGAGGAACAUCGGCCUGUCGUCUGCACAUAAUGCUGCUUCUACCGAAAAACGGGUGUUUGACUACCGAGACGCCCUGUGCCUGGAGGACCAGCUCACCAGCGAGGAACGUCUCAUCCGGGACACCUUCAGGGAUUACUGCCAGAGCAAACUCUUCCCCAGAGUGCUCAUGGCCAACCGAAACGAGACCUUCGACCGGGACAUCAUGUACGAGAUGGGCGAACUUGGCGUGCUGGGGUUGACGCUGCAGGGUUACGGCUGCGCCGGAAGUUCCUACGUCUCGUACGGGCUUAUUGCCCGUGAAGUUGAGAGGGUGGACAGUGGCUACCGGUCAGCCAUGAGCGUACAGUCUUCGCUGGUGAUGCUGCCCAUCUACCUGUUUGGCACUUCCGCCCAGAAGGACAAGUACUUGCCCAAGUUAGCCCGUGGCGAGCUGGUGGGCUGCUUCGGCCUGACCGAGCCCAACCACGGCAGCAACCCGGGGGGCAUGGAGACGCGUGCGGUGCACGAUUCGAAGGCCAAGACCUACACCCUCAACGGCAGCAAGACGUGGAUCACGAACUCGCCGAUAGCGGACGUGUUUGUGGUGUGGGCCAAGUGUGAUGACGGCCAGAUCCGGGCCUUCGUGCUGGAGAAGGGCACCAAGGGGCUGGAGGCACCCAAGAUCGAGGGCAAGUUCUCCCUGCGGGCCUCCACAACGGGCAUGAUCCUCAUGGAGGAUGUGGUGGUGCCCGAAGACGCCCUGCUGCCGAAGUCCCUGGGGCUCAAGUCGACGUUCCAGUGCCUGACGAGCGCCAGGUACGGCAUUUCCUGGGGUGCCCUGGGUGCGGCUGAGUUCUGCCUGGAGACUGCGCGACAGUACACGCUUGACCGGAUCCAGUUCAAGUCCCCGCUGGCCAAGAACCAGCUGGUCCAGAAGAAGUUGGCCGACAUGCUCACAGAGAUCUCCCUGGGUCUCCAGGGCUGCCUGCGGGUGGGCCGCCUCAUGGACGAGGGAAAGGUGUGCCCCGAGAUGGUGUCUCUGCUGAAGCGCAACUCGUGCGGCAAGUCUUUGGACAUUGCCCGCGCCGCCAGGGACAUGCUGGGAGGCAACGGUAUCAGCGACGAGUACCACGUCAUUCGCCACGUCAUGAACCUCGAGGCUGUCAACACCUACGAAGGAACGCACGAUGUACAUGCGCUGAUACUUGGGAGAGGCAUCACGGGUCUGCAGGCCUUUACAGCAGAUUGAGAGAUUUAGGUUCUAGAAGAAGGUUUUAAUCGCAAAUAAAUACUUGUUGAUUUUUUCACUCUUUA
Messenger RNA from Ixodes scapularis (black-legged tick), 1582 nucleotides. Its product is annotated as glutaryl-CoA dehydrogenase, mitochondrial. Lineage: Eukaryota; Metazoa; Arthropoda; Arachnida; Ixodida; Ixodidae. Gene Ontology annotation, molecular function: glutaryl-CoA dehydrogenase activity; fatty-acyl-CoA binding; flavin adenine dinucleotide binding. The record is from RefSeq and is a predicted model, not a curated record. Gene Ontology annotation, cellular component: mitochondrial inner membrane. Gene Ontology annotation, biological process: fatty acid beta-oxidation using acyl-CoA dehydrogenase; fatty-acyl-CoA biosynthetic process. The transcript has 11 exons. The coding region runs from base 231 to 1517 and encodes 428 amino acids.